CCAUCCACAUCCCCUCUGCCACACGUUCCGCAACCACGUCCACCAUUGCCCGUUGUUGUUCAUCUCGCGGAAAGGUUGGAAUGGCCGACUCCGCGAGCGGCCAGCGAGUCCGUCAGUCGAGCAAGGCACGGAGCGGUUGCAGCAAGGCAAAGUGCAAGACUCCAGCGCAUGGCCUUGCUCGCUACUGCCCGAAACAUGCUGGAUCGGCUCGCUCGUUCAUCACCACAGAAGUCCGUGAUGCCCUUCGCUCGGUUGAGUUUGACAUGUGGCGGUAUUCGAAGGAGGAGCUGGUGUACUUGUUCGAGGCCAUGUUUGAAGACACAGGCCUGGUGUACGCGUUCUCGUUGGAGGAAGACGUCCUGCUUGCGUUUCUCAACGCAGUCAAGGCCAACUACAACGACAAUCCGUUCCACAAUCUGUACCACUCGUUCUGCGUGACGCAGAUGGUGUUUACGGUGCUGAUGGCGUGCAACGAGUUGCCCGAGUUCCUUGACGAAUGGGAGCGGCUGGCGCUCAUGGUCUCUGCAGUGUGUCACGACCUGGACCACGACGGAGUCAACAACUCUUUCCACAUCAACUCCAAGUCCGAGCUUGCGGUCAUCUACAAUGACCAGUCAUGUCUGGAGAACCACCACUGCUCGCAAGCCUUUCGCAUCCUGCACCGCCCGCCGUCGAACCUGCUCAGCGGCUACUCCGAGGACGAGUACAAGAAGUUCCGCAAGCUGGUCAUCGGCUGCGUGCUUUCCACCGACAUGGGUCGCCACUUUGACAUCCUCGGGCGGUUCGACAAGCUCAUCGCGCCGCUGCGGGCGGCCGGGGCGUCGCUGACCGACGUCUCGGCCGCGCAGUCGGUCGACACCGACGCACCGACCUUUGACUUUGGUGACGCCGGCCACCGGGCCCUUCUGGCCCAGAUUGUCCUCAUGUGUUGCGACAUCUCCAAUGAGGUCCGCCCUUUCUCGGUCUCGCGCAUCUGGGCCGACAGGCUGGUUGAGGAGUUUGGAAACCAGGUCGACCGCGAGAAGGCCAUGGGCCUUCCAUUCCUGCCGUUUAUGGACCGCGACCAGGUUGUCCUUGAAAAGUCGCAGAUCGGCUUCAUCGCCUUUCUCCUCCGCCCGCUCUGGGUCUCGGCCUCGGUCCUCCUCCCGCCGCUCGGUGCCUACGUCGACGCCAUCGACGAAAACUACCAGCAGUGGUCGGUCGUCGUCCAGCGCAACGCUUCGAACGAGAUGCUGCGUCUCCUCUCCAACCUGCAUCCCGAGUUUGAGGAGCAGACCGUCGACGCAGGAACCGUUCUCUGCCGCAAGGACGAGGAUUCUGACGAGCUGUUCUUUGUUCAUGAGGGCGAUGUCUGCGUUGUCGACGAGCAGUUUGACCGCGUCCUCAACACUUUUACCACCGGCUGCUUCUUUGGCGAGAUCGCCGUGCUCAAAGGCAUUCCGCGGACCGCAAACGUUGUCGCCAAGACAGAAGCCCGCAUCCACGUCGCCUCUAAGGACAUGGUCCUCGCCCUCCUCGACGACCACCCCGACUUUCGCAAGACCCUCGAGCAGGUCGCCACCAUCCGCGAGGGUGUCAUCCACCGCAACGCCGCAAAGGGUCUGCAGUCCAUUGGCCUUGGCCUCAUCGACCAUGACCAGCUUGUUCACAUGGGCGGUGGGUGAUACCUCCCACCCGCACCUUGCCUCGGCUUUGCUGCCCUUGCCUGGUGUAAUGAUAAAGCCUUCUCGCCUGCACCUGCA
Thecamonas trahens ATCC 50062 is the source of this 1742-nucleotide messenger RNA. Its product is annotated as high-affinity cGMP-specific 3',5'-cyclic phosphodiesterase 9A. Lineage: Eukaryota; Apusomonadida; Apusomonadidae. The transcript is spliced from 2 exons. Gene Ontology annotation, biological process: cGMP catabolic process. The record is from RefSeq and is a predicted model, not a curated record. The coding region runs from base 81 to 1664 and encodes 527 amino acids. Gene Ontology annotation, molecular function: 3',5'-cyclic-GMP phosphodiesterase activity.